CCAUUGGGUUUCAUGGAAUUGCUAGAGUGGGUAUGGAGUUCUAUGGUAGCGGUUCUUCUACGUUUAAGCCAUUCGAAGCCUUGAAAGUUCUAAAGUUCCGAGACAUGCCAGAUUGGAAAAAUUGGUUAUGUUUUGAUUCUGAAAAUGAAGGUGAAGCUUUUCCUCGUCUUGAAGAGCUUUAUAUUCUUAAGUGCCCCGAGCUAACAGGAGGGUUGCCCAUCCAUCUUCCUUCUUUAGCCAAACUUGAGAUUGUUGAAUGUUUGCAGCUGGAGGCCUCACUCCCAAGGUCUCCUACUCUACAUCAAAUGAUGUUAACGAAUUUUAAUGAGGUUCUGUUAAAUGAAUUGCCAUCUGGAUUAUUGCAAAAAGUAGUACUUAAAGGAUGUGUUGCAUUACGGUCCCUACCGGAGGGAAUGAUGGGUUCCAGCAGUCCUCUUCAAGAAUUGGAAAUCGAUGGUUGUUGCUCGCUCAUGUUACUUUCCGAUGAUGGUCUACCCUCCACAUUAGAAACUCUUAAGAUUUCAAACUGUAAGAAGUUAGAAUUCCCAGUGCACUUCAACUAUUCAUCCCUCAAACAGUUGUACUUGGGAAAUAGUUGUGAUUCUCUUAAGUGCUUUCCAGUAAACUUAAUUGUAGAGAUCGAUAUUUUCACCAUCUAUGGAUUUGAGAAUCUGGAGUCUCUUACUGAUUCAGAACAACAUGAAAGUGAUUCAGCCGCCUCGAUUAUAAGAAUCGAGAAUUGCCCUAAUUUCGUAUCAUUUCCAGAUGGAGGCCUGCGUGCCCAAAAAUUGAAAACAUUUGAGAUAAAUGGUUGUGGGAGUUUAAGGUCAUUGCCUAACAAGAUGCACCUACUCCUUCCAUCUCUUAAGUCACUAUUUAUCAGUGAGUGUCCAAUGCUACAAUCAUUUGGUGAAGGGGACUUGCCUACCAAUUUAAAAUCGAUUUCCAUCAAACAUUGUGACAAACUCGUUGCCUCUCGAACGACAUGGGGUCUGCAAAAACUCUCCUCUCUUCAAGAAUUGUACAUCCAUGGCAAAUGCAAAGAUAUGGAAUCUUUUCCAGAGCCGGCGUCGGUGCCCAUAACCAUAACUAGUCUUACUAUCUCUGGAUUUUCAAAUAUGACAUCUUUGGACAACUUGGGCCUUCAACACCUCACCUCUCUUGAGAGCAUGUGGAUCUAUGAUUGUCCUAAUCUGAAGUUCUUGCCAAAAGAUGGGUUUCUUGUCUCCAUUUCUUUACUAGAUAUCAGCAAAUGUCCACUAUUGGAGAAAUUGUUACAAAAUAAAAAAGGAAAAGAAUGGCGCAAGGUUGCUCACAUCUCCCACAUAAGGAUUACUUAUAAAACGAUUUGAAUGGCUUCCUCUACAAGGCAACCAUAUGAACUACAAGUGGAUGGCAGCGACUGUACAUUCACCUUUCAAAGUAAGGUGAUGCUUCAGAUUCAAACAUAAACAGCGGGCAACAUUUUACCUAUUGCUGAAAUUGAGGAAAUUUCUGUUAAGAAUAGCAACUCCGCUUCUACAACAAAUUAUAUAGCAGUACCAAGAAAAGCCUCAAGUUCCUUUGUGAGACAAACAGAUCGAAACCUUGAUCGGUAAGUCACUCUAAGAAAAUAUCUACAAAAUCGAAAUUCAAUACCAUUUAUUUUCCCAAGGAAAGGCAACUAGAUUUCGGGAAUUCAAGAAAGAGUA
Juglans microcarpa x Juglans regia is the source of this 1691-nucleotide messenger RNA. RefSeq names its product putative disease resistance protein At3g14460. The transcript has 3 exons. NCBI's taxonomy places the organism in Eukaryota, Viridiplantae, Streptophyta, Magnoliopsida, Fagales, Juglandaceae. The coding region runs from base 33 to 1352 and encodes 439 amino acids. The record is from RefSeq and is a predicted model, not a curated record.